Molecule: messenger RNA, 3178 nt
Organism: Folsomia candida
Lineage: Eukaryota; Metazoa; Arthropoda; Collembola; Entomobryomorpha; Isotomidae
Product: loricrin
Exons: 4
Coding region: 1-2184 (727 amino acids)
Source: RefSeq, a predicted model, not a curated record
AUGCGCAGUUACUGGGAUUUAAUUUGGGAUUAUCUCGGGGCGGGUGGGGGUGGAUCGGCAGGUGGAGGAGGAGGCGGGGCUGGACUUGACCUAGGAUUGGGAACUGGAGGGGGUGGGGCUGGCUUGGAUUUGGCCAGUUUGACGAGCAUGUUGGGCGGAGAUGCGGCCGCUGGUGGGGGUGCCGGAGUGGAUUUGAGCGCAUUAUUGGGUGGUGCUAGCGGUGGAGGGGGAGUUGAUCUGGAGGGAUUAUUGGCGGCAGCUGGUGGUGGUGGUGGUGGGGCGUCAGGAGGGGGAGGUCUAGAUUUAGCGGGAUUGUUGGGAGGAGGCGGAGCUGCUGGGGCGGGGGGAGGAGCUAGUGCUGGGGCGGGAGGAGGAGGAGGAGGUAGUGCUGGGGCGGGGGGAGGAGGAGGAGGUAGUGCUGGGGCAGAGGGAGGAGCUGGCGCCGGGGCGGGAGGAUCGGCAGGUGGGGGGUUGGACAUUGGGGGGUCAUUGGAUGGGGGUGGUAGUGCAGGGGGCAGUGCAGGUGGUGGGGUGGGCGUUGGAGGUGGAGCUUCUUCCGGAAGUGGGGGAGGUGGCGGGCUUGACGUCGGAGUGGGUGGUGGGGCCGGAAGUGCAGGAGGCGGAGUUGGCGUUGGGGGUGGAGCUUCUUCCGGAAGUGCGGGAGGUAGCGCUGGGGGUGGAGCUUCUUCCGGAAGUGGGGGAGGUGGCGGGCUUGACGUCGGAGUGGGUGGUGGGGCCGGAAGUGCAGGAGGCGGAGUUGGCGUUGGGGGUGGAGCUUCUUCCGGAAGUGGGGGAGGUGGCGGGCUUGACGUCGGAGUGGGUGGUGGGGCCGGAAGUUCAGGUGGUGGAAUUGGCGUUGGGGGUGGAGCUUCUUCCGGAAGUGCCGGAGGUAGCGCUGGGGGUGGAGCUUCUUCAGGAAGUGGGGCUUCAACCGGUGUGGGUGUUGAUGCUGGUGGAAGUGCGGGAGGAGGGGGUACUUCAGGCGGAAGUGCAGGAGGUAGCGCGGGGGGCGGAACAUCAUCUGGAUCUGCGGGAGGAGGAGGUCUUGACGUCAGCGUUGGUGGUGGAUCCAGUUCUUUAAGCGGAAGUACGGGCGGAGGCGGAAGUGUGGGAGUCGGGGGUGGUACAUCGAGCGGAAGUUCAGGAGGUGGAGGUAGCGCUGGGGGUGGAGCUUCUUCAGGAAGUGGGGCUUCAACCAGUGUGGGAGUAGAUACCGGCGCAAGUGCGGGAGGAGGAGGAGCUUCCUCCGGAAGUGGCAGUGGAACUGGAGUCGAUCUUGGUUUGGGUACUUCUGGAGGAUCUGGAUCAUCCAGCGGAGGAGGAUUGGUCGGGGUGGGGGGUUCAUCUUCCGGAAGCGGGAGUGGAUCGAGCGGUGGGUCAUCAGCAUCCGGAAGUGGAGGUUCAUCGUCGUCCGGGAGUGGAUCUUCGUCCGGUGGUAGCUCCUCGGGUGGGGCUACUUCCUCCGGGGGCUCAUCAUCUGGCUCAGCCACCUCUGGGGGUUCUUCCUCAGGGGGCUCCUCCUCUUCCAGCGGGGGCGGAGGAAAAGCCGGGGGUGGCGGGAAGGCCGGCGGGAAAGCUGGCGGUGGCAAGAGAAAAAAUAAAUCCAAGAAUAAAUCCGGCCUCAAAAACUCCGGUAGUGCCGGUCGCCGCUCUGGUCGCCAACGCUCCGCCUGGAACAAUCAGUGGAACAUGAAGACCCGCAACCGAAAAAAAUCUUCUUCCUCCUCCUCCUCCUCCACUUCCGGUUCUGGCGGGGGCAGCAAAAUGAACCUAGUCAAACGCAACUUUGGCUGGAAGCAGUCCAAACUCAUGGCCAACGCGGCCCGCAAGGCGAAGAAAACGACCAAAUCUCUGGCCGCUGGUGUGGGCUCGCUGGCCAGUCGCGGCCUAAAAUGGCGCCAAUCCUCCUCCCUCCUCAAAGCAGGUGCUUUAAAAAAGGGCGGCGCCAAAGGCAAAGGUCUCGCGCGAGGCGUGGGCCUAAGUUCGAUGGGGGUCAAAAAAGGUCUCCGGCUCAAAAGCAACACCAAAUUGUCCCGAUUCACGACUGGGAAGAAUGUUAAGAACAAGAACAAAGCCGUCGGUCUGGCCCCACUCAAUUUGAACCUCAGGAAGAAGAAAACCGUGGCGAAAAAGGGGGUCAAAAAGGGGGCAAAAAAUGCUAAACAGACGCAAACCACGGGCUAAUCAAUUUACAUCCAAUUUCAAUUUUCACCUCUAAAUUAAAUAAUAAAAAGCUGCAGGACAACUUUCUUUGGCCCGAGUCAGGUUGUUCCUCCUGAGGUGUUUACCGUAUCACGACUACAACUUUUUUCUUAGUUUUUCAAAAAUUUUCCAAAAUUACCCUCCUAAUUUUACAUAAUCUACGCGUAUCCAAAAUUUCAAGUAGAUUGGAUAAAUUUAACCAGCCAAUUCAUAGAGAGACACCCAGACAGACAGAAGGGUACAUACAUAAGUCCUGACUCCGGGUCAACUGGACAAGUUUUCCCCUCGUAAUCGAUAAACAGACAGACCGACAAUCGUGACUCGUACAUAAGGCCUCUUGCUAAAACUUUCAUACUUUUUAUGAAAAUUCCUAUUUUUGCAUUUUCAAAAUUUCAAGUCGAUUGGACAAGUUUUACCAUCGUAAUCGACACACAGACAGAUAAUCAUAUCAUGACACGUGAGUACAUAAGGCCUGACUCGGGCUAGAAAAAGUCUUGUCAUUCCCACCGGAACUGAUUUUCGUAUUCUUGUCAUCUCAUCAUUUAAAAGCAUGUGACCUAAAAAAAAUUGUCCCAAUCUGCAUCUAAUUUCCUAGAAAAAAGUCAUCUCAUCUGAAACCAAGUGACUCCAAAUUUGCACCAAUCUACCCGAUUUUCGCAUUCUUCAGGCAUGUCAUCAUCUGAAAGCAGGUGACUCAUAGAUAAUUUGCAUACAUUUCCCCGAAAAAUGUCACCCUUUUUCGCAGAAACGUGUUUAAAAUGUGCAUACAUAAUUUUAUUCAUACAUUCAUAAAUCGUCACCUUCACGAAUUCACCUAAACUGCGCAUUUACAACGCGACCUGUCCAUUCUUAAAAUUCAUACAAUUUUAGCUGCUCUGUAACACAAAAUACGUGAAACUCGGCACAUCCAUUCUAAAAUUUCGUACAAAACUCUGUAACAAAAAAUACUUGAGUAAUAAAACCACAAAAAAUUCUA